AUGAACAUCUUUACCAAAGUCCCAGGAUUCGCCCAACAAACCAGCAAGCUGGGGUCUGUGCUCCAACGCGCCUUCUACGGGUCCAGUGGGAAGGUGACCCUCUUCGAGCAGCGGAACUUCGCCGGCCGCCGGCUGGACCUGAGCUCGGACUGCACGCGGAUCAGUGACAAGAACUUCCCCGAGAGAUGCAACUCUGUGCAGGUGGAGAGCGGAGCAUGGGUCGGCUACGAGCACGAGAACUUCCGUGGCCGUCAGUACUUGUGGGACAUGUCUGAGCGCGGCGAGUACACCUGCUACGACAAGUGGUGCGCUCAGGUGGACCACGUGUCCUCGGUGAGGGCCGUGAAGCAGGACAACAACCCGGGCAAAGCUCAGCUGUUUGAGCGCUCCGGCUUCUCCGGGAAGAAGAUGGAGGUCCAGGACGACAUCCCCAACCUGAUGAGCCGCUACAGCCUCAACCGGGUCGCCUCCAUCCGGGUCCUGGGCGGAGCGUGGGCCGUGUACCAGGAGCCCAACUACAGGGGCCCCCACUACAUCCUGGAGAAGAGGGACUACAACAACUUCUCAGACUGGGGGAGCCAGAACAGCACCGUGGGCUCCAUGCGCCGAGUCCGCUUCACCUAG
This is a messenger RNA of Cyclopterus lumpus (lumpfish), 624 nucleotides long. It is a transcript of the gene crybgx, whose product is annotated as crystallin beta gamma X. NCBI's taxonomy places the organism in Eukaryota, Metazoa, Chordata, Actinopteri, Perciformes, Cyclopteridae. The transcript is spliced from 6 exons. Gene Ontology annotation, biological process: visual perception; lens development in camera-type eye. Bases 1 to 624 code for a protein of 207 amino acids. The record is from RefSeq and is a predicted model, not a curated record. Gene Ontology annotation, molecular function: structural constituent of eye lens.